AAUUCCUUGUGUGUCCAAUCACACUGGGCCAAUUAAGAAUUCUAUUCUAUUCUUCUAUUCUAAAGAGAGAUAGAGAUAUAUAGAUAUAGAUAUACAUACUGCAAAUUUAGGGAAAGAAAAAUGGCAGCAACGGAUGUGUAUUUGUAAAUAAGAAAAAUGAAGCUGGCUUUUUUGCACGAUUUAUCCAGCCUAUCCGUUUUAUGAAGAAGAAAUGGACACAGUAAUAGAUGCUGGUUUUUUUUUUAACAGACAGAUUAACUGCGUUGGAAGGGACCUUGGAGGUCAUCUAGUCCAACCCCCUGCUCACACAGGAAACCCUAUACCAUUUCUGACAAGUGGUUGUCCAGUCUCUUUUGAAAAGCCCCCCCAUCCCUACUUUUUUAGUGUUCUUUAUAAGAAUACCUACUUCUGUCUUUUGGGGGGAAAUUGGACUAAAGCUGCUUCUGGUCAUUAUAGAAAUUAAUCACUGUAGAAACAUUAUUUUAAAUAAUAGGGUUCUGUUAACAUUUCCUUUGUUCAGCCCGGACAUUGAUCUUGGGAUUAAUCUGGAAGGAUGCCUUCAUUCCUGAAAAGGGCAUUAUAUAUCUCCAUCAUGCGUCCGAUGCCCCACAAUACUUCUUUUCUUUCGUAUCUUUCUCUUCUGACAUUAAAACCAUCUCUAAAUCAUGCUGCUCCCUCAAGGAAAUAUUGCUCCAGGACAAACAAGGAUACAGUGGAUAUGUCCUUGUUCCCUGCAGAAAAUAUUCGAAAUUUUAGCAUAGUAGCCCAUGUGGAUCAUGGAAAGAGUACAUUAGCUGAUCGGCUGCUGGAAAUAACAGGAGCAAUUGCCAAAGCUGACCAUAAUAAGCAGGUGCUGGAUAAAUUGCAAGUGGAACGCGAAAGAGGCAUUACGGUGAAAGCCCAGACGGCUUCCCUCAUUUAUAACCACCAAGGAACAAAUUAUCUCUUAAAUCUCAUCGAUACACCGGGUCAUGUGGAUUUUAACUAUGAAGUGUCACGGUCACUGUCGGCUUGCCAAGGAGUCCUGUUGAUUGUAGAUGCAAACCAGGGUAUACAGGCUCAAACUGUAGCCAACUUUUACCUUGCAUAUGAAGCCCAGCUCUCAAUCAUUCCUGUUAUAAAUAAGAUUGACCUCAAGAACGCAGAUCCAGAGAUGGUUGAAAAUCAGAUUGAGAACACCUUUGAUAUCCUCAAAGAAGAUUGCAUUAGAAUUUCAGCUAAACUUGGAACAAACGUUGAAAAAAUCCUUCAGGCGGUGAUUGAAAGGAUUCCCCCGCCCGUGAUUGAUAUCCAUGAGCCCUUGAAAGCCUUGGUCUUCGAUUCGACCUUUGACACUUACCGAGGAGUGAUCGCCAACAUUGCACUGUUUAGUGGAGAAAUCCACAAGGGCCACAAGAUCACAACGUCUCACACUAAGAAGGUUUACGAAGUGAAUGAAGUAGGAAUUCUGACGCCCGAUGAGCAGCCGACUGGUAAACUAUACGCCGGCCAGGUUGGCUAUAUGAUUGCUGGGAUGAGAGAGAUUAUGGAUGCCCAAAUAGGAGAUACGGUCUAUUUGCAGAACCAGCCAGUGGAACCGUUCCCUGGGUUUAAAUCCGCAAAACCCAUGGUCUUUGCAGGCGUUUUUCCAACGGACCAGUCCGAAUAUUCUAACCUGAAGGGGGCCUUGGAGAAACUGACCCUCAAUGACUCCAGUGUCACCGUUCAGCGUGACAACAGCCUGGCUUUGGGGGCCGGGUGGAGGUUGGGAUUCCUUGGCCUUUUACAUAUGGAAGUUUUUAAUCAGCGCUUGGAACAAGAACACAACACCUCGGUCAUUUUGACAGCUCCCACCGUUCCAUACAAGGCGAUCCUUUCUUCCCCAAAAUUGAUAAAGGAAUAUCGGAAAGAGGAAAUCAUGAUCGUGAAUCCCGCAGAGUUUCCUGAUCAUUCCAUGGUGAAAGAAUACUUGGAGCCGAUAGUUUUAGGCACUAUAGUGACCCCUAAAGAAUAUAUUGGAGAAAUAUUAGCUCUUUGCCAGACUCGAAGAGCGGUUCAGAAGGACAUGGUGUACAUGGAUGAACACAGAGUCAUGAUGAUUUAUCUCUUCCCGCUGAAUGAAAUCGUGGUGGAUUUCUUUGAUGCGCUAAAAUCCUUGUCAUCUGGUUAUGCCAGCUUUGACUAUGAAGACGCAGGAUACCAGCCCGCAGAUCUUGUCAAAAUGGAUAUUUUUUUAAAUGGAAAAUCUGUGGAAGAGCUGAUAACUAUUGUACCUCGAGAGAAAGCCUACUCUGUUGGUAAAUCUAUGUGCGAGCGAUUAAGAGACCUCAUUCCAAGGCAAAUGUUUGAAAUAGCUAUCCAGGCAGGUCUCGGCAACAAAAUCAUUGCAAGAGAAACGGUGAAAGCUCUUAGGAAAGAUGUUCUGGCAAAAUGUUACGGAGGAGACAUUACAAGGAAAAUGAAGCUUUUGAAGAGGCAAGCUGAAGGGAAGAAGAAGAUGAGGAGAAUUGGGAACGUAGAGGUGCCAAAGGACGCUUUUAUCAAAGUUCUCAAGAAGCAGCUUGACAGAUAGCUUCCAGCUGUUUGCAGAGUCCAGCUGGUGAGAACUGUUGAGCCAGCAGUUUGCAAACCGGGUAUCACCCUGAACUGGAUCUCAUCUAUUCGUGUACGAAUUUGACACCACGUCUAAUGGGAGCUGUUCAAUAAAGCAGCAAAACUAAAAAUCUAAAAUAUAGUUUAGCAUCCGAAUUUAGUGACCUAGGCUUCCCAAAAUCAUGAAGCCGACUCCUCAUCCCAAUAAAACCCCUUUACCCCUUUUAUUUAGGUUAAAGGGAAUUCCUCUCCAGCAAAGUCCCGGCAAACAGUCUUCCAUGAGAUUUCACAACUGCAGACCUUUAUCAGUUUUGGAGCUGCC
Molecule: messenger RNA, 2893 nt
Organism: Notechis scutatus (mainland tiger snake)
Lineage: Eukaryota; Metazoa; Chordata; Lepidosauria; Squamata; Elapidae
Source: RefSeq, a predicted model, not a curated record